Messenger RNA from Brienomyrus brachyistius, 1119 nucleotides. RefSeq names its product chromosome 3 C11orf98 homolog (gene c3h11orf98). Lineage: Eukaryota; Metazoa; Chordata; Actinopteri; Osteoglossiformes; Mormyridae. Bases 81 to 446 code for a protein of 121 amino acids. The record is from RefSeq and is a predicted model, not a curated record. The transcript has 4 exons.
GAUUAUUAUGCGACUUCGCCAAUCAUAAGCUAAGAAUUUGAACCGGAAGCGCAGACACGUUGUAGUAACUUCUAGUAAGCAUGGCACCCGGAGGCAAGAUCAACAGACCAAAAACUGAACUCGGGAAAAAGCUCUUUAAACGUCGGCGCGUUCUAAAUAAACAAAAAAGGUUUAAGCACAAGAUUGUAGGAGCAGUGGUUGAUGAAGGUCUGAUCACUGCUCAUCACCUGAGGAAAAGAAUUACUAGCCCACGGGCUAAUAUCACUCUGUCCGGCAAGAAGCGACGGAAGUUGAUCAAGCAGCUGCAGCACAUGGAGCGAGCGAAGGCAACCAUGGAAGUUGAAGCACAGCCUGCAAAGAAAGCUGCCCCCAGCACCGUCUCCAAAAAACAGGCGAAGAAGGAAGCUCCUGAGGACAUGGAGAUGGACGAUCAGGAUGUGGAAUGAGGAGAUGGUGACCUGGACCCUGCAUCAACCCUGCUGCAGUUCAGCAGUCCAAGGAUGUUGCUGUUAUUCAUUUUUAAAGCACAUUUGCCUUUACCCAUUAUAGAGUGUUAAUAUGUAAUAUGUAUCCUUCUUCCAAGACCCUUGUAUUCUGAACAUGAAUGUAAUAUGAUAUUUUUGCAUCGGCUGUAAUUUUUAAUGGACUUUGUUACUGUCUUUUGACCCAAUUGAACGAGUCUGUGCUUUAGAUGGAGUAUUUCAGGAUCCCCCUCCCUCAAAAAAAAAUUACCUUUAUAACUGGAGGCAGUGAGGUUCAGUGGAAAUGGACACUAUUGCCUGCGAUUGGAAUGUUGCCGCUUCAGAUCCCAGAAGUUAUAAGGGUGAUUUCAGCAUUAGGUCCUUGAACAAGGCCCUUAACCCUACAACUGCUUAAUGCAUUCUGAUAAAUGUCACUUUAUAUAAAAGCGUCUGCUUUAGUUGUAUAAAACGUAUACAAACUUUGAGUUUCAAGGACGAAGGCUGUACAGACUCACUGUAAGCUGUUGUAUAUGGAGGAUGCUUGAGAUAUUUCCACACAAAAGCUGAUCAUAAAGCUCUUAUGCUGAAUGUCGACAUGUACGGAAAUGUAUCCCAUCUUGUGUACUUAAGUAAACAAGGCCUAUAAUUAUUUCAACCA